Messenger RNA from Insectozyma verbasci, 1356 nucleotides. Lineage: Eukaryota; Fungi; Ascomycota; Pichiomycetes; Serinales; Debaryomycetaceae. The record is from the annotation of a GenBank genome assembly.
AUGAUUUGUUCAAUAUCUGGAGAACAAACAAUUGAACCGGUUAUAUCACCUAAAAGUGGAUGUAUAUUUGAAAAGAAACAUAUUAUAAAUUAUAUUAAACAGUUUGAUAAAGAUCCAAUAAAUAAUGAACAAUUAACAAUUGAUGAUUUAAUACCCAUUAAUCAAUUAAAUAAUCAAAAUUUAAAUUCACCAGUUACUGAUUCAAUACCUUCAUUAUUAUCAAAUUUACAAAAUGAAUAUGAUUCAAUAGUAUUGGAAAAUUUCACUUUGAAGAAACAAUUACAAUUGGCAAAACAAGAAUUAUCAAUUUCAUUAUAUAAACAAGAUGCUGCUAUAAAUGUAGCAGCCAAAGCAAUUCAAGAACGAGAUGAUGCUAGAAUGGCUCUUGAAAAAUUAACAACUACAUUAGUUGAAGAAGAUAAAAUUGAUGAUAUAGAUCAAGCAAAACAGGAAUUAUUUCAAAAACAUAAGUCACAAAAGGUAAAAAUUGAAUUAAAUGAUAUAGUGUAUGAAAUGGAUUCAGAAGUGAAAUAUAAAAAGAAAAUAAUUGACUUUUAUUAUAAUAAUGAGAUUGAUGUAAUUGUAGGCAAACAAAAAGAUAAAUUGAUAAUUUAUAGUAUCAAUGGUGAUGAAAUAUCAAGUAAAACUGCACAUGCUGAUCAAUUUACAAUUAAUAAUAAUCAACUAAUAGCAUACCUGAAAGCAAAUAUAAUAUUUAUUGAUGAUAAUCAGAUAAAACUUCCAUCCCAUGUCGAACAAAUUAUAAAUCAUCCAUCAUUAAAUCUAUUCAUCAUACUACAACAAAACUCAUGGUCAAUUAUUAAUACAGAAAAGGUGUUAGUUAAUUAUAAGGAUACAAUCUCACACGGCACAUUACAUCAAGAUGGUGAAAUACUAGCUGCUAUAAAGCAAGAAAAAGUUUAUAUAUUAAGUAUAUCCAACGGUGCAGAAUUAGGUUCCUAUGAUUCACCAUUCAAGGUAGUUAGAAUACGAUUUGCAUCUAAUGGGUAUUGGCUAUUAAUUCAAUCAAAUAAUCAUGAAAAUUCAACAAUUCAGAUUAUAGAUUUAAGAAAAUCAAUCGAAAUUUCAAAGAUCGAAAUAGUAGAAUUGAUAGAUGAUUUUAUAAUUGAUCCAACUUCAAAUUUAAUAAUUACUUGGACUAAAACACAUUGUAAAUUAUAUCGAUUUAUGAAAAAGGAUAAAGAGUGGAAAUUGAUAAGUCAGUUUGAUUUAAAGGUUAAUAAUUUGGAAUUUGUAUCUACUGUUGUUAAAUUAUUACAGGGUGAACCGAUUCAACUAUUAUCAAUUGAUAUUAAAUCAAAUAAAUUUAUAAAAUCUUGUAUAAUUAAUAAAUAA